Molecule: messenger RNA, 1430 nt
Organism: Camelus dromedarius (Arabian camel)
Lineage: Eukaryota; Metazoa; Chordata; Mammalia; Artiodactyla; Camelidae
Gene: TM2D3
Product: TM2 domain containing 3
Exons: 6
Coding region: 26-664 (212 amino acids)
Source: RefSeq, a predicted model, not a curated record
ACCCCUGCCGGCAGCCCGGAAGUGUAUGCGCGCCGGCAAGAUGGCGGCUGCGGCGGUCCAGCUUUGGGGCCUGCUCCGCCCGUGUCGCGCGCUGCUGUUCCUCUCGCAGUUCUACAUCCUGUCGGGCGGUGGGGCCUUGGACGUGGAGCGCUCGCAGCCGCCGGCCCCGGCGGGGAAGGACCCGGGCCCGACACGCGCUUUCACGGUGGUUCCCGGGGCGGCAGAAAGUACCGACAUCCCACCUUAUGUGAUGAAGUGUCCCAGCAACGGUCUGUGUAGCAGACUUCCCGCAGACUGUAUAGAGUGCAAGACAAAUUUCUCCUGUGUCUAUGGGAAGCCUGUCACUUUUGACUGCACGGUCAAACCUUCUGUUACCUGUGUUGAUCAAGACUUCAAACCCCAAAAGAGCUUCGUCCUCAACAUGACUUGCAGAUUUUGCUGGCAGCUCCCGGAAGCUGAUUACGAGUGUUCCAGCUCCACCAGCUGCAUGACAGUGUCCUGUCCUCGGCAGCGCUUCGCCGCCAACUGCACCGUGCGGGACCACGUCCACUGCCUGGGUAACCGUACUUUUCCAAAAAUGCUGUACUGCAAUUGGACAGGAGGUUAUAAGUGGUCGACUGCCCUGGCUCUGAGCACAAUGAGAUUAACAUUUACCAGCAACUGAGAAUUCCCAAGGCAGCAACAGUACAUAAACUAAGCUGAAGAUUGUCCUCUCGGUGCCCCUGGGGUCAGCCCUGGGCUCUGCGCCCUCUGAACGAGCAGUUAGAGGAUUGUCAAGGUCAGUGGUUCCCCCCUUCUCAGGAAACUCAGUCUGAGAGCAGUUAAGGUGCCUGUGAACAGAGCCCUGACUCUCUCCUUUGGGACCGCGAGUCUCUCCCCUGCUGUCCUGGGAGUCCCGGGAGUCAGGACCGUGCUUUGUUCUCCUGUCUGUACCUGGAACCCUGUGGAUUCUUUUGAGGCAGCAGAUGUGGUGGGCACUAGGGAUGCCCAUAACCUUUCCACAUCACCCAGGCGUCUUCACUGUCCCCUUAUUGUGAGUGUGACUGAGAAGAGGUCCAUACAGCCUCAGGCAAGGCACGGGCAGAGGCAGUGGGGUGGGGGCGCCUCCCGCACAGUGGUUGGGGGCAGCAUUGGGUCAGCAGGUCCGGCUCUGGUUCUGUAGCUCAGCUAGAGCCUACAUCUUCAGUCUUCCUGAUAUGAGACUUCUCACAGCCACCAGUAACCCCUCCCACCGAAGCCAAACUGAGUGAAUCUGUGGGUUCACGGCACGGGCUCAAACAUGAUCUAACUGGGGGUCCGUUUUAUGAAGAAGAAACAAAACUAAGCAGAAAGGUGAAUAUUUAAUGUGAAAAAAAGUAAGAAAAGAAGUCACAGGAAAGAACAAAUUUGAAACCUCAAGCAUUACAACAUUCUGAAAAAUCACGUAAUUU